Molecule: messenger RNA, 1061 nt
Organism: Cuscuta campestris
Lineage: Eukaryota; Viridiplantae; Streptophyta; Magnoliopsida; Solanales; Convolvulaceae
Source: the annotation of a GenBank genome assembly
CAUGUGGCGUCCUGCGUGGCUUGUUUUUUUCCAUACUUAGGUAUGAUGUGUCGUCCUACUUGGCUUUUACUCUUUUAAUAUGUCCUCCUAGGUGUCCUCCCUUUUAGUAAUCCUACUUGGCUUUUAGUAAAGGGUCAUGCUACACUUACACCACAUAUUAUACCCCAUUUGUACACCGCAGUAAUCUGGAAUAAUGAUUCAGUUCCUUAUUUUAAAAAUUGUUUAGAGGUGCAAAAAUGAGAAUAACACUUCGGGGCCGAACUGUUGAUGAUUAUACUACCCAAAAAGCUACACUUCUGGGAUCUGUUAUUGUUGGGGUGUUCACAUCAAAUCUGACCACUACAUUGUCUUCAACAACUGCUACUAGGGUGUUCUUAGACGUCGCCAUUGAUGAAGUUGCUGCACUAAAAAAUAAGUAUAGGUAUCGACUUGAAGCUUUGGUUAAGGAUAAAACCGAGGUUACAAAAUUUAUUAUCUUUGAUGACGAAGCUGAAAAGCUAAUAGGCCAAUCUGCUAUUAGCCUGUAUGAUAUGGAAGAUAAACUUGAGGAUGAAGAUUCACAAGGCCAGUUACCUGGAUUGAUUGGAAAUCUGAUUGGACAGACGUUUGUGUUUCAUGUCAGACUCACUGAAUACAACAGAACAGCAUAUACGCAGAGUUUCGGAGCAUCUAAAGCCAAUGUUGCUACUGCACUUGUGCUGGCUUUGUUGUUCCUUCGAAGGUCACGCUUCUUCAACAACUACAACGUCCGAACAAUAGGACUUGCAAGAUCAACUUCCAGCGCUAAAGCCACUAGGAAAAGCAGCCAGACACUCGAAGUUCUCAAAACCCUUUAUGCGAAUCCAGAUGAUUCACAAACUACAGAGAGCUGGAGCCGAGGUUCUGUUUUCAAUUGCUACAUUGACGAUACACCUUCAGAUCAGUAAUGUGUGUUUCCUUUUCAAUUACUAAUUCCUACAUGUUCACACGCACAGAGACGACUUUGUCCAUCCGUGUUUUUCAUUUCAUAGCCACCCCUUCAUUGUCUUUAAGUAUUAAAAAAAUACACUUUAGACUUGAUG